CCCGAGACAAAAAAUGUGCCUUGCUUCAGCUAAACGGGAUGACUUAACCGGUGUGCUACCGAAGAGAUUCAUUGAAAACUGCAGCAAACACGCAAGGGAAAAUAAUUGAGUGACAGAGGCAGGAUGUUGGAGUCCUAUGUCACGCCCCUGUUGAUGACCUACGUGAACAAAUACAUCAAGAACCUGAAGCCCUCUGACCUGCAGCUGUCGCUAUGGGGAGGAGACGUAGUACUGAGCAAGCUGGAGCUGAAGCUGGAUGUCCUGGAGCAGGAGCUGAAACUGCCCUUCACCUUCCUGAGCGGGCACAUCCAUGAAUUGUGUAUCCACGUGCCCUGGACCAAACUGGGCUCCGAGGCCGUGGUCAUCACCAUUAACACAAUGGAGUGUAUUCUCAAACUGAAGGACGGAGCACAG
This is a messenger RNA of Oncorhynchus gorbuscha (pink salmon), 414 nucleotides long. Its product is annotated as vacuolar protein sorting-associated protein 13B-like. The record is from RefSeq and is a predicted model, not a curated record. The transcript has 3 exons. NCBI's taxonomy places the organism in Eukaryota, Metazoa, Chordata, Actinopteri, Salmoniformes, Salmonidae. The annotation marks the transcript as partial.